This is a messenger RNA of Alternaria postmessia, 1377 nucleotides long. RefSeq lists its product as uncharacterized. Gene Ontology annotation, cellular component: methionyl glutamyl tRNA synthetase complex. The record is from RefSeq and is a predicted model, not a curated record. The transcript is spliced from 2 exons. NCBI's taxonomy places the organism in Eukaryota, Fungi, Ascomycota, Dothideomycetes, Pleosporales, Pleosporaceae. The coding region runs from base 1 to 1377 and encodes 458 amino acids. Gene Ontology annotation, molecular function: tRNA binding.
AUGGCCACAAUCGACGAAACUCUAGCGAUCUUCCUCAAGACACACGCGCCCAACAACGCUGCCGACGAGACGGACGCUGUCAAGGCCUCGCAGGCUCUCUUCCCCGAAGUCACCUACUCCGACGCCGAGAAGACUGAGCUCAGCCAAUGGCUCAUCACCGCCUCCCACAUCGCCUCUUCUUCUGAGGACGCCGCGAAAGCCUCCGAGCGCCUGUCGUCACUGAACACACAUCUGUCCAGCCGGACCACCGUCCUCGGCGCCAAGCCCUCCGUCGCAGACAUUGCCCUCUACCAGAAGCUCGCACCGGUCGUCUCCAAGUGGAGUGCUGAGGAGAGGACUGGAGAGCAAGGAUACCACCACAUUGUCCGCCAUGUCGACUUUGUCCAGAACUCGCCUGUCUUCGGCCUGAAGCUGGACGACAAGGUCAACAUCGACCAGGACAGUGUCAUCUUCAAGAUCAAGCCGGUAGACGCAAAGGCGGAGAAGGAGCGCAAGAAGAAGGAGAAGGAGGCUGCCGCUGCCAACGCCGCUGCGUCUGGUGCCACAGCUACUACCCUGACUGGCGACCAAGGACAAAGUGGACAGGGCCAGGCAGGCAAGAGCAAGGCCGAGAAGGCCAAGGGCAAGGCCGAGGCUGCUGGCUCCGCUGUAGCAUCCGCAGUCGUUGGAAACGCAGCUGGCGGUGUUCCAGAGGGUGCGCCAACCGAGAAGAAGAAGAAGGAAAAGAAGGAGAAGCAGCCCAAGCCCCAGAAGGCUGCGCCAGUCGAGAAGCCUCUCUCCCCCGCCCUCAUCGACCUACGUGUAGGCCACAUCCUCAAGGCCGAAACCCACCCCAACGCCGACUCGCUCUACGUAUCCACAAUCGCAUGCGGCGACGCUCCCGGCACAGACAACACUUCCGAGUACGAAGGCCAGAUCGUGCGCACAGUAUGCUCUGGUCUUAACGGCCUGAUCCCCCUUGCUGAGAUGCAGAACCGCAAAAUUGUCGCCGUGUGCAACCUGAAGCCCGUCACCAUGCGCGGUGUCAAGAGCUGUGCAAUGGUACUCGCUGCAUCACCACGCGUCGCCGAGGGCGAGGACAGCCACAAGGGACCAGUCGAGCUGGUGGAUCCCCCCAAGGAGAGCAAGGCAGGUGACCGGGUCUACUUUGAGGGCUGGGAAGGCGAGCCUGAGCCUGUACUCAACCCCAAGAAGAAGGUCUGGGAGAUGAUCCAGCCGGGCUUCACUACAACAGAUGGUCUGGAAGUGGGCUUCGACGUCGGUGUCGUGCCACAGUUGAGCGGCGAGGGUGCGGAUAAGAAGACGGGUGUAGCCAAGCUGAGGACCAAGGACGGCCUGUGUAGCAUCCCCACUCUCAAGGGAGGUGUUGUGCGAUAG